CUGACAUUGAAAACAGUGAAUGAAUGCAUUGAAUGAAUGAAUGAUUGCAACAAAUGCUGACUUAUGAGCGGAAAAGCAGCCAAAAGUGCACUCUCUUUGUGUUAUUCAAUGUUUUGAAUGCAUGUGUUUUUGGCCAUCCAUGGCUUAAAUGCCUGAACCCAACCACAGACUAUGCCCGGACCUAACCCUAUGACCACCACUGCCCUCAACAACCCGAAUGGCAAUCUUCUCAACACAUCCACAUCACUACGGGAUGGCCUGUCAGUCCAUGCUCACCUGAACCACAACUACCAAAUGGCAGCACUUCCCGACCAAAGCAGCGAUUCAUUCACCGAUCGGUCGCCAAACAUCAUACAAAGCUCUCAUAAGAACUACGAAGAGGUGGCACUCAUCGGGUCCGGCGCUUACGGAACCGUAUAUAAGGCCCGCGACCUCAACAACGACGGCCAGUUGGUGGCCCUCAAGAAAGUGCGCGUCCCUCUCAACGAGGAUGGAGUUCCCAUCAGUCUUCUCAGGGAGAUCUCUGUACUGAAACAGUUGCAGAGCUUCGAGCACCCCAAUGUGGCUNGGAAUAAAGUUCGAGACCUGAAGGCCCAGAAGGAAACUAAACCAGUGAUCGAUAAAGAGGUGAAGAUUUUGUUGGAUCUGAAGAAACGGUUGGGUUUAGUUUCGGGGGAUUCGCAACACAAUGUAUCGAAUAGUAAGAAAAAGCAUAAAUAA
Molecule: messenger RNA, 720 nt
Organism: Oppiella nova
Lineage: Eukaryota; Metazoa; Arthropoda; Arachnida; Sarcoptiformes; Oppiidae
Source: the annotation of a GenBank genome assembly